Molecule: messenger RNA, 8373 nt
Organism: Bombina bombina (fire-bellied toad)
Lineage: Eukaryota; Metazoa; Chordata; Amphibia; Anura; Bombinatoridae
Gene: ACAN
Product: aggrecan
Exons: 19
Coding region: 363-6026 (1887 amino acids)
Biological process (GO): cell adhesion
Molecular function (GO): calcium ion binding; hyaluronic acid binding
Source: RefSeq, a predicted model, not a curated record
UCCAGGAGGUAUCCAGGGAAGAGGCUGACAGGAGGAGUUUGGAAACCAGUGGCUGCUAAACUUGGUCUGACUGGGAAAAACAUUUCUUUCCUUCACACUCACUUACAAUAUACUACAGCCCUUCUGCUUCUCCUGCUGCUGCCUCUGCCUGCAAGGAACCCGACACCGCUACCAUUAAGGGGAUUUUGCUUUCUACAGAAGGUGAAAGGCUGCAAAAACAUCUGGAGGCUGUGAAGAAAGCAGAGUGCCAAGAAAAUUUCCUUCAAUCAAGAAGAAAAAAAUAAAUAAAUAAAAGAAGUUUUCUACCAGGUGUAUGGGACAUAGAUUAUUGAAAUACUGCACUGAACUGUUAAAGGUAAACUAUGACCACUUUACUAUUAGUGUUCGUGUGUUUGCGAGUCAUUGCUGCAGCAAUAUCCGUGGAAGUCACAGAUCAUAGUAACACACUGAGUGUGAGUAUACCUGUUGAGUCUCCCUUGCAAACCCAUCUUGGAAACUCGCUUACCAUCCCCUGCUACUAUAUGAACUCUUUGGAACAUGUGACUGUAGCUCCCUCAACAGCGCCAUUAACACCAAGAAUAAAAUGGACCAAGCAUACUAAAGAACAAGAUACUGUCCUACUGGUGGCCACUGAUGGGCAUGUUCGUAUAAAUGAAUCAUACAAAGGACGUAUCUCUAUGCCAAACUAUCCCCUCAUCCCUAGUGAUGUUUCUUUGGAAAUCUCAAACCUACUGUCCAGUGAUAAAGGAACCUACCGCUGUGAAGUGAUGCAUGGUAUUGAAGACAGCCAGGACACAGUAGAGGUUAAAGUAAAAGGGAUCGUUUUCCACUACAGAGCAAUCUCUACCAGAUACACUUUAGACUUUGAGAAGGCCAAACAAGCCUGUAUUCAGAACAGCGCCAUCAUUGCAACACCGGAGCAACUGCAGGCAGCAUAUGAUGAUGGUUAUCACCAGUGUGAUGCUGGAUGGCUUGCUGAUCAGACUGUUCGUUAUCCAAUCCAUAAUCCACGUGAAGAAUGCUACGGUGACAAAGAUAUAUUUCCAGGAGUGAGAACCUAUGGCAUUAGAGAAACUGAUGAAACUUAUGAUGUAUAUUGCUUUGCAGAAGAGAUGCAAGGUGAAGUCUUCUAUGCAACAUCUCCUGAAAAGUUCACCUUUCAAGAAGCAGAGAAGCAAUGUCAGAAUCUGGGAACAAGGAUGGCCACCACUGGAGAGUUGUAUCUGGCUUGGCAAAGUGGAAUGGAUGUGUGCAGUGCUGGCUGGCUGGGAGAUCGUAGUGUUAGGUACCCAAUAAACAUAAAACGUCCUAACUGUGGUGGCAACUUGAUUGGAGUCAGAACUGUUUAUCUCCACCCAAACCAAACUGGUUAUCCUGAUCCAUUGUCCCGCUAUGAUGCAAUAUGCUUUAAAGAUAAAUCUGAAAAUAUCACAAUUCAAACAGUCACAGUGCCUCAACUGGAGAUUAUCUUGCAACGGAAUGCAACAGAAGAAGAAGCAAAGGGUAGUAUUGCCACUUUGGAACCUAUGGAUGUUACACCAACUCUUGACCUAGAACAAGCUUUUACAGCUACUCCAGAAAUUACAGAAAGUCCAGAGCUCCCAUUAACAGAAGCUCCAUAUGAAAAUGUCACAGAGGAAGGUAUACAGCUAUGGUUGGAGAACAUUACAGCUCUUCCUACAUUAGAAGAUGAGACGGAAUUGAAUGCUACAUCAGUUGUUGAGGUGGAAAUAGUCCCUGCUACAGCGAUCGUUGAUGUUGCAGGAAAACCCAUUUCUGACACUGGUGUUGUGUUUCAUUAUCGUGCUGCAUCCAGUCGAUACUCCCUGAAUUUCACAGAGGCUAAGAAGGCAUGUCUUGACAACAAUGCCAUCAUCGCAACUCCUGGCCAACUCCAGGCUGCCUAUGAAGCUGGCUUCGAUCAAUGUGAUGCUGGAUGGUUAUCAGACCAAACCGUCAGAUAUCCAAUUGUCAAUCCACGAGAAAACUGCAAUGGAGACAAGAAUGGAUUUCCAGGGGUUAGAAACUAUGGUGUGGUGAAUCCAGAGGAAGUUUAUGAUGUGUACUGUUACAUUGAAAGACUGCGAGGAGAAGUGUUUUUUGCAACACAGCCAAAUCAGUUUACUUUCCAAGAAGCAAAAGAGUAUUGUGAAAGUAUAAAUGCCACUUUGGCUUCAACGGGACAGCUCCAUGCCGCAUGGAAAUUGGGACUGGAUAAGUGCAGAGAAGGGUGGUUGGCUGACGGUAGCAUUCGUUACCCUAUUGUGACACCUAGACGAGCAUGUGGAGGAGACAAACCUGGUGUGCGAACAGUCUACGUUUAUGCUAAUCAAACAGGAUUCCCUGAUCCCUCAUCAAGACAUCAUGCUUUCUGUUUCAGAGCUUCGCUAUUCCCAGAGGAAGCUCCAGGCACUGAGUUAGUUGAUGAAGACAUUUUAGUGACACAAGUAUUUCCUGGUGUGGCAGGGCUACCUUCUGGAGAAGAAACAACUGUGGAAAUGGAGAUUGCCACUGAAUUUGAGAACCAAACUGAUUUCUGGUUAAUUAAUGUUACAGCCCUUCCAACCAUUGAAGCACUGAAACCAGUGAGUCCUUCUGCCAUCCCUCCUGUGACUACAUCCCCAGAAGACAUAAGUGGAGAAGCAUCAGUAGCUUUCAGUGGGGCUAGUGGAGAACCAUCUGGAGAAGUAUCUGGAGAGUUAAGUGGAGAUGUGUCUGGAAUACAUGAACUAAGUGGAGAACCAUCAGGAAUAGAAUUAAGUGGACUGCCAUCAGGAGAUAUUUCAGGAGAGACAUCAGGUUAUGAAGAAAGUGGGUUUUCAUCUGGUUUUGAAACUUCUGGAGAGAGUGGACUAAGUGGACUUCCAUCGGGAGAAGUUUCUGGUGAAUUGCCAUCAGGUGAAGUAGAUGCCAGUGGGCUUCCUUCUGUGGUACCUGAAGCCAGUGGUUUCCCUUCUGGGGAAGAUAUAUCUGGAGAUGUAUCUGGCGCUCCAGAUUUUAGUGGAUUAUCUUCAGCAAUUCUAGAAAUCAGUGGUUUACCAUCUGGAGACAUUAGUGGAGAACCAUCUGGGUUUGAGCUAACUAGUGGAUUGCCAUCAGGAGUUGAGUUUAUAAGUGGUCUGUCCUCUGGAAUUGAAGAUAUCAGUGGAUUUCCUUCCGGCUUUCCAACAAUAACACACAUAGAUACAACUUUGAUAGAAAGUGUCACAGAUGCACCAGAAACUGAAUUGGAAGGAAAGGGAACAGUUGAAUUUAGUGCAUCAGGGGAAAUAUCAGGUGAUAUUAGUGGACAACCUUCAGGUUUAGAACUUAGUGGGGAUGUUUCUGGAUUCGAUAUUAGCGGAGAGCCCUCUGGCUUAGUAGAUUUGAGUGGAGAUGUUUCUGGAGUAAUUGAAUUUAGUGGUGAAACAUCAGGAUUGGAUAUUAGUGGGAUUGCCUCAGGAAUAUUCGAUAUCAGUGGGGAAGUCUCUGGUGUGGGUGAGAUUAGUGGAGAGACAUCAGGCAUAUUUAGUAUUAGUGGUGAAUUUUCAGGGAUAACUGAAAUUAGUGGCGCAGAAUCUGGAGAAUUUGGUAUUAGUGGUGACUUAUCAGGCUUUAAGGAGGUUAGUGGAGAACCAUCUGGCAUAUUGGAUAUUAGUGGUGAUUUAUCUGGGGAACCAUCAGGCCUUUUGGAUAUAAGUGGAGCUCCAUCUAGUUUUAUUGAUAUCAGUGGAGAUUUUUCUGGAAUUGUUGAAAUCAGUGGUGAGCCAUCUGGAAUAAGUGGUGAUUUUUCUGGAGCUUUUGAUUUAAGUGGGAUCAGUGGUCUUACAUCAGGUAAAUUUGAUGAAGAUGGUGAGCCAUCUGGUGUUACUCUUAUAGACCAUAGCUUAGUACAAAUUACCCAACUAGCAGAGAAAGAAGAAGAAGGCAAAGGGUCAGUGGAAAUAAGUGGCUUUUUAUCAGGAGAUGAAGAGAUCUCAGGUGAUAUAUCUGGAAUCCCUGAUGCUAGUGGGGAAAUUUCAGGUUUAGUAGACAUAAGUGGUUUUGCCUCAGGCGAUAUCUCUAGUGGUGAGUUAGAAAUUAGUGGUAUAACAGAAUUUAGUGGAGUACCUUCAGGAGUUGAAUUUGUGAGUGGAGUAUCAUCUGGUGUUGAUGAGCUAAGUGGAUUCCCAUCAGGCUUUCCUACCAUAUCUCAUUUGGAUUUCACACUAACAGAACUAACAACAUCAGGAGAUACAACACAAGAGGCAGGAGAAGGGACAUCAGGAAUAUUUGAGGUUAGUGGGGGGGUUUCAGGAGACACAUCUGCAGAGGCUUCUGGAGUUAUUGAUUCCAGUGGCCUGCCUUCAGGGACACAAGAAAUUAGUGGGGAAAUAUCAGGUGUUGAUGCAUCUGGUAUUCCUGAUAUCACCCUAGUUACAGAUGAUUUAGUUGAAGCUGUGACAAAACCAACAGUUUCACAGGAGUUAGGUGGUGUUACCAUGCCCUAUAUAAUAGAAACUUCAGCAUCUGGUGAAAUUAGUGGGGAAAUAUCAGGUGUUGAUGCAUCUGGUAUUCCUGAUAUCACCCUAGUUACAGAUGAUUUAGUUGAAGCUGUGACAAAACCAACAGUUUCACAGGAGUUAGGUGGUGUUACCAUGCCCUAUAUAAUAGAAACUUCAGCAUCUGGUGAAAUUAGUGGGGAAAUAUCAGGUGUUGAUGCAUCUGGUAUUCCUGAUAUCACCCUAGUUAUAGAUGAUUUAGUUGAAGCUGUGACAAAAACAACAGUUUCACAGGAGUUAGGUGGUGUUACCAUACCCUAUAUAAUAGAAACUUCAGCAUCUGGUGAAAUUAGUGGUGAAGCAUCUGCACUUCUUGAAACAAGUGGAGAGCCUUCUGGUAUUCCUUUAACCACAGUGGAAUCAGAAAGGACUUUGGAAGGAAGCACAGAAGCCAGUGUUGAUUUAUCAGGUGAAACAUCUGUAUCAGAUAUUAUUAUCAGCACAUCAAAACCAGAGGCGGAAUUAACCCCUGCUUCUAAAGAACCAGAAGAAGCACAGAAGGAAACAGAAUUAUCUACAACAGUUUCAUCGGGAGAUGUAAUAGAUGAAGUACAUGUUGAAGAAGCCACUUAUCCAAGUGCCUUAGAAGCCACACCACAAGUUCUUCCUGAUGUGGCUGAAGCUGAAGGAUUUAUUGGAUCAUGCACCGAUCUUCCAUGUGGAGCCGGAACAUGCACAGAAAAGGAAGGAAGAGUUACCUGUCUAUGCCCGCCAGGAUUUGGGGGAGAUCACUGUGAUAUAGACAUUGAUGAGUGCCUCUCAAGCCCAUGUGCGAAUGGAGCUACCUGCGUUGAUGGCAUCGACUCAUUCAAAUGCUUAUGCCUUCCCAGCUACGGAGGGGACCUAUGUCAGAUCGAUCUUGAAGUGUGUGAGGAAGGUUGGACCAAAUUUCAAGGUCACUGUUACAAACACUUUGCUGAUAGAGAUACCUGGGUGGAUGCAGAAAACCAGUGUCGAAAUCAUCAGUCUCAUCUAUCUAGCAUCCUUUCACCUGAAGAACAAGAGUUUAUAAAUGGCAAUGCACAGGACUAUCAGUGGAUUGGGCUCAAUGAUAAAACAAUUGAAAAUGACUUCCGCUGGUCUGAUGGGAACCCAUUGAUAUACGAGAAUUGGAGGCCAAACCAACCAGAUAACUUCUUUGCCACGGGGGAGGACUGUGUUGUAAUGAUAUGGCAUGAAAGAGGAGAAUGGAAUGAUGUGCCAUGUAAUUAUCACUUGCCAUUCACGUGUAAAAAAGGAACAGUGGCUUGUAGUGACCCUCCCGUGGUCCCAAAUGCUAGCACAUUAGGAAAGAGGAAAGAGCGUUAUGAAAUCAGCUCAUUAGUGCGGUAUCAGUGCAACCAAGGUUUCCUUCAGCGUCAUGUUCCUAUAAUCCGUUGUCUACCAAGCGGGCAGUGGGAAGAGCCAAGGAUACAAUGCAUAGAUCUUUCCACCUACAGACACAAGAGAACUCCCAGAAGUCGGUCGAGAGCCAUUGGCAGAGCUGAACAGAAAAAGGCCCAUUAAAAUGGAAACAGACAAAAAAGAAAUAUUUUAAAGAACAUUUAUAUUAACAGUGUCAAUUUGUUUGUUUUUUUUGUUUUCGCAUAUAAGGAGUUUAUAUUCAAGAAAACCCAACCUGUAUAUAAAAAAAAAAUCACCAAAGCAAAUUAGGUUUCAGCAUUUUUACUAAUGGUGAAUAAGUACCUUUGUAUAGGCUCACGUUGUGCCUUUCUUCAGAGGGUUAAACGAUUGGCAGAAACAACCUUACGAAGAAUAGAAAGGCUACACUUAAAGCCAUAAAGACUAUUUUAUUUUCCCUUUGUUCUAAUUAAUUAUAAUGUGAUAUUUUUAUUAUUUAAACUCCAGGCUGGCCGAAUUAAAAAUAUAAAUAUAUUAAAGGUUACAAACACAUUGCACGUCAAGGAUCUUAAAUAAAUAAUUGUGAAUUGUUUGCUGAAUGUAUCUCAAAUAUGAGAGGACAAAGGGGUGGGUGGGUGGAAGAUUAGGAAGAAAAAAGUUCUGUCCACAAGUGCUUUUACAUCUGACAAGAGGCACAAAACUAUUAGAAUUGGCAUCACAGCUCAUUCCCACACUGCAAAUAUCUUUGUCCCUCAGAUUAUUCAUUUUAGUCUUUUUUUUCCCUCCAAAUAUUUUUUGCUACUGUUAUUGUGAUGUCACUCUGUUACCAUAAUGUAAAUGAUCUAGAUUAUCUAGUUAAUAUGGAUAAGCCGUAUUCCAUCUCGAACAAAAGAUAAUUUAUUUUACUAAUUAUGUUACAAAGACUCAUGCUCAUACACAUUCAUGAUGUGUUGAUCUGAAUGGCACGUCCAUAUACAAUUUAAUAUUUAAAUAUACUCUGGAAUAUUUGCACAGAAUUAUUAUGUAAUUACUGCACUUAUGUAAUUAUGCACUUAAUAUUGCUUUAAUAUAAUAGUUUAUUGUAAGUUUAUUACAUUUAAUUUGCAUUCUUAACUUGAAAGCCACAAGUAAUAUGCCAGAUACUGGCACUGUACGACUCUAUUAGGAGUCAUUAUUAAGUCCACCUAUGUAAGGAUGGGAAAAUAUAUCUCAUCAUAGUUAUAGCUGGUCUCUAUAUGACCUUUUAAAUUAUUUAGGUGUAUCUCCCUUGCAGCCAUUCAUUUCUAAGUCAGUGGUGGUUCUAGGAGGUGAUGUGGGUCAUGGGUAUUAGGAAUCCAAACUCAUUUCCCAAAUUUUAAAGGUGCCAACAGCCAUAAAUGUGCAAGAUAAUCCCUUUUUUUACAUACCCUUUGCUCUAGCAGGACAAGGAGAGGGGUAAAUGCUGGCAAAUAGUCAUUUUAAUGAGAAUAAAGUAUUAGAAAAUAAUCCACACAUAUCUCUCCCACCACCUCAAUUACCAACCGAUCCAUAGGUCUGUGAUCUAGAAAAACCCUGCUUUCAAUAUUCAUAUUUGCUCAGAUCCCCCCCCCCCCCCCCCUCAACAAAUUAUUUCAUAAUUGAGACAGAGGGCACAAUUUUAAACAACUUUCCAAUUUACUUCUAUUAUCUAAUUUGCUUUGUUCUCUUGGUAUUCUUUGCUGAAAAGCAUACCUAGGUAUGCUCAGGAACAGUUAUACACUCCUCUGAUUUAGCUGAUGAUGGGUGGCUGAACUUAUAUCCCUUAUGUGGUUGGAUCACCUGGUGUGUUCAGCUAGCUCUCAGUAGUGCAUUCCUGCACCUUCAACAAAGUAUAUCAAGAGAAUGAAGCAAAUCUGAUAAUAGAAUUAAAUGCAUGCAAUGAUGCACUUUCUCAAUUAUGAAAGAUGUUGGGUUUCUUUCUUUUCCUUUAAUGACAGACCUACUAGGAGGCUCAGAUAUUUAUCAAAAAUCAAUUUCUACUAAUUUAAAAAUAUAUGUAUUUUAAUCUAAUGUGGCUGUAUGUGGACAGGCUUGCUGACAGCAUGAGAUUGAUAAGAAUCCACCAUUACUCUGCUUCCCCUGCAUUUUAAGCUGUAUCUCUGGUUUUGUAGUAUAUUCUUACAACCCCCUAUUAGGACAGAGAAAUACGCUAAUCCAUGCCCCAUCCGCUCUCUCCGGGGACCGUGCAGUGCAUGAUGUUUCCGUGCACCUAUUUAUAUUAAAAAAUAUUAUUAAAAAAUACAAAUAAUUGGAGCACUAAUUUGUUUUAUUUUUAUUUAAAUGAAAUUGCAAUAGUCUCUUAGACUUCUAAAAGGAGCCUCUGUGUAUAAUGUUAUGUACAACAUUUUCUAUAUUUUUUUGUAAAAAGCAAAACAAAUAUUUAAUAAAACAUGUGCAUAGAGAGAAGACAGAUCUAAGAAUGUUUCUAAUACCAAAAAAAAAAAUACCAUUGUGAAAUGUGUAAAAUAAAAAGCGAACCUGUUGUAUUUUAUUA